UAGAACUGUUAGUUCUGCGCUCUUUAUAUAAUGUUCGGUUGUCAUUUUUAACAUUUAGUAGUGAAAACACUUUUGGGCCUGCUACAAGGAGAAUUUAACAAGAUUUCAGCUCUGCACACAUAGCCUGUACAAAGUACGGGCUCAAAUUCUACAGACAUAUCUGCGAAAGAUGGCAACCGACUCUUCAAUUUUAGACACAGUAGAACUGCAAUUACCGCCAGGUCGUAUACGCGGCGCUAAGCGUGAAACGGUCUAUGGAGAUACCUACUACAGCUUCGAGGGUAUACCAUAUGCACUGCCACCUGUUGGUGACUUACGCUUUCGUGCACCUAAACCGUUUGGAAAUUGGAAGGAUACAUGGGAUGGAACACGAAGUCCACCAAUGCCGGUGCAAAAGAAUCAGCGUACUGGUGUAAUAGAAGGCAGCGAAGAUUGUCUUUAUCUCAAUGUGUACACAAAGAAUAUUAAUGCAACCAAACAAUUGCCGGUUAUGGUUUGGAUAUAUGGUGGUGCCUUUGUAACUGGGCGUGCUGCGCGCGAACACCAUGGACCCGACUAUUUGAUGCGCGAAGAUAUUGUACUUGUGUGUAUGAAUUACCGCCUCUGCUCGCUGGGUUUCCUCAGUUUAAGCGACCCCACUCUCGAUAUACCCGGCAAUGCCGCCCUAAAGGAUCAAUUGCUCGCUCUUAAGUGGAUAAAGAAGAAUAUUUAUUAUUUCAAUGGAAAUUGUAAUAAUAUUACCGUUUUUGGUGAAAGUGCCGGCGCUGUUUGUGCACAUUUACUGUCUUUGAGUGAUCAAGCGUGUGGUCUUUUUCAGCAGACGAUUCUAAUGUCCGGAUGUGGGCUUAAUUAUUGGGCGUUCAUGCAACAUAAUGAUAUGGCCUAUCGACUUGCGUCGUAUCAUGGUUAUAAGGGCGAACGAAAAGACAAGCCAGUGUUGGAAUUCUUACAGAAAUUGGAUGCUAAGCAAUUGGUUGACCAUUCGUUGCUUAGCAAGGAGGAAACGCAAAAUUUUCAUUGGUUAUCAUUUGCGCCUACAAUUGAGCCAUACACAUCCGAACACUGCAUAAUUCCAACUCACCCUGUGAAUAUGCUUCAGUCGUCUUGGUCUAAUGGCAUACCAUUCAUCAUAGGCGGCACCUCCUUUGAGGGUUUGUUAAUGUAUCAGCGUAUGAAAAUGUUUCCACAACUUUUGGAUCUUAUAAGAAAGAAACCGGAAAUUCUUGUACAGGCAGAGUUUAAAGAUAUUUACCCAAGUAAUCAAAUUCAUGAUUUGAGCAAACGCAUACUAGAUGCUUAUUUUGGCAAGAACAAAGACGAAGUAAUUGUAAAGCAACCGAAGCAGGAUCCUAUAUUUGAUUUAUUGCACCUUUUUUCACACAAACUUUUCUGGCAUGGCUUGCAUCGUGUCGCACUUGCACGCACCAAAUAUGCCACGGCCAAUACCUACCUCUAUAGAUUUGAUUUUGAUUCACCUACUUUCAAUCACCAUCGUUUACGGUUCUGCGGCGAUGACUGUGUGAAUGGUGUUGCACAUGGCGAUGAUCUUUCUUAUCUAUUCUAUUUGAAGGAAUCGAGUAAACUGGAAAAGGACUCAGAUGAGUAUUUAACUAUCCAGCGUAUGAUUAGCAUGUGGGCGAAUUUCGCUAAGUUAGCUGAUCCGAAUUGCCCCGAGAUCAGGCCAAAUAUUUGGCGACCAAUAGAAAGCGCAAAUCCAGAUUUAGGUCUAAAUAUUAGUCACACCGUGAAAGUAAUGCAAAUUCCAGAAGCGACUAAAAUGCAGACUUGGGAUUCUUUAUACGAAAAGAACUUGCUUCUUGGCUCGGUAUCUGAUGAUAAGGAAAGGAUUACAGCGUAAGCUGACUGGAAAAAAAUGUCAAUCAAUUUUAAGUGUAAACAUAAAAAUUUAUAGAGAUUUUGUACUUAAUUAAAAGUUGGCUUUCUUCUCUAAA
Ceratitis capitata (Mediterranean fruit fly) is the source of this 1952-nucleotide messenger RNA. Its product is annotated as esterase B1. The transcript has 6 exons. Lineage: Eukaryota; Metazoa; Arthropoda; Insecta; Diptera; Tephritidae. The record is from RefSeq and is a predicted model, not a curated record. Bases 170 to 1858 code for a protein of 562 amino acids.